Molecule: messenger RNA, 1128 nt
Organism: Fimicolochytrium jonesii
Lineage: Eukaryota; Fungi; Chytridiomycota; Chytridiomycetes; Spizellomycetales; Powellomycetaceae
Product: kinase-like domain-containing protein
Exons: 5
Biological process (GO): protein autophosphorylation; actin cortical patch assembly; actin filament organization
Cellular component (GO): cytoplasm
Molecular function (GO): ATP binding; protein serine/threonine kinase activity
Source: RefSeq, a predicted model, not a curated record
AUGAACCUAUUGUCGAAAGCAGUGGGACCCAACGGGUAUCGCCCAGGUGGUGCCGCCGUCGCCCAGCAACAGCAGCAAUAUCCUCAGUCGCAGCACCACUCGCAUAACGACCACCCAUCUCACCGAAGAACAUCCUCAACGGCAGGUCAAGCGGCUCCCGGGCCACCAGGUGUGUCAGAGUACCCAUGGGGUACAUCACUGGAGGAGAGCUCUGCCCGUUCUAAUCGAUCCAUCAAUGAAAUAGGGACAUACAACCCAGGCACGAUAUUAUCAGUCAACGGCACGAACGUUCUUGUAGAGCGAUUUCUAGCGCAAGGCGGGUUUGCACACGUGUAUGUCGUAUCGGCGACGGGGAGCAAUGGGGAAUCACAGACGGCCGUCCUGAAAAGGGUCGCGUGCCCUGAUGCGGACGCGUUGAAGGAUGCCGAGCAUGAGAUUUCGUUUAUGCGCCAACUAAAAGGCCACAAAAACAUCGUAACCUACCUCGACUCCUCCGUCCAAAAACUGCGCACGGGUAUCUACGAAGUCUUCAUCCUCAUGGAACACUGCCGCGGUGGGCACCUCGUCGACUUCCUCAACACACGCCUUACAACCCGUCUCAGCGAACCCGAAGUCCUCCAUAUCUUCUCCGACAUAUGCGAGGGCGUCGCGCACAUGCACUACCUCUCCCCACCCAUCAUCCACCGCGACAUCAAGGUCGAGAACGUGCUUAUUGCGGAUAACAACGUGCAUAAGUUGUGUGACUUUGGGUCCGCGACGAUAAGGAGGAUCGAGCCUGGGACGUCGAUGGGGGCGCAGGAGAUUAGGCUGUUGGAGGAGGAGGUGGGGAAGUAUACCACGUUGCAGUAUCGGUCCCCGGAGCUGUGUGAUUUGUAUCAGAAGAAGGGGAUGACGGAGAAGAUGGAUAUGUGGGCACUAGGCGUCCUGCUGUACAAGCUGUGUUUCUUUACAACGCCCUUCGAAGACAGCGGCGCUCUCGCGAUCCUCAAUGUGCGCUACACCAUGCCAACGCACCCGGCCUACUCGCGCAAUCUCCUAGCAAUAAUCGAAUCGAUGCUGGUAGCAGACGUCCACGCCCGCGCAAACAUCUACCAGGUGUUUUCGGCUGUGUGUAGACUGAGAGGCGUU